This is a messenger RNA of Prunus armeniaca (apricot), 1521 nucleotides long. The record is from the annotation of a GenBank genome assembly. NCBI's taxonomy places the organism in Eukaryota, Viridiplantae, Streptophyta, Magnoliopsida, Rosales, Rosaceae.
AUGGGAGAACCCUUCUGGUAUAGUUUAGCUCUUAUCAUCUUCACCUUGCUUCUCAAGCUCUCCAUUGCUAAAAUUACCCAAAAACACAACAACUUGCCACCAAGCCCACCAUCUCUUCCCAUCAUCGGCCAUCUUCAUCUUGUAAAACAACCAAUCCACCGAACACUCCAAGCUCUUUCCGAAAAAUACGGCAAAGUUCUUCUACUCCGCUGGGGUUCACGCAGAGCCCUCUUGGUUUCUUCGCCUUCGCUAGCAGAAGAGUUUUUCACAAAGCAUGACAUCAUCUUCGCCAACCGCCCACGCUUUCUUAUCGGAAAACACUUAGGCUACGACUUCACAACAGUCAUUGUAGCUCCCUAUGGAGACCUCUGGCGCAACCUCCGCCGCAUAAUGACCCUUGAGCUCUUCUCCGCUUCUCGCCUCGCCCAGUUUUCGAGUAUCAGACAAGGAGAAGUCCGUUUGCUACUGCAAGAGAUAAUGAAGAGUUGCACAGAGAGCAUGACAAAGAUCGAACUCAUGUCAAAAUUUACGGAGCUUUCAUUUAAUGUGAUUACGAUGAUGGUUGUGGGAAAGAGGUUCCACGGUGAAAAUGUUUUGGAUGCUGAAGAGGCUAAGAAUAUACAGAAAGUUAUUAGGGACGGAGUGGACAUAUCUGGGGCUACAAAUUUGGGAGACUUUUUCCCGUUCUUACAAUGGAUGGAUAUAACGGGGAUUGAGAAGAAGAUGAUGAGGUUGAUGGCAAAGAUGGACAGCUUUUUGCAGGGCUUGGUUGACGAGCGUCGCGAAACUUUGUCUGCAAAUUGUGGAUCGAAUGGGAAAGAGGUGAAGAAGUUGAUGAUUGAUAACUUGCUGGCGCUCCAAGAAACAGAGCCCAUGUUCUACACUGACGAAAUAAUCAAGGGAAUCAUUCUGGUGGUGCUGGGAGCUGGGACUGACACGUCAGCAACAACCAUAGGUUGGGCAAUGGCGCUGUUGCUGAACCAUCCAGAGGAAAUGCAGAAAGUGAGAGCUGAGAUAGAAACCAAGGUUGGAGAAAAGCGUGCAUUGGAAGAGCAGGACUUGCCAAAGCUGAGUUACUUACAAAAUGUGAUCAAUGAGACACUUCGCUUGUACCCACCUACUCCACUUCUAUUACCUCAUGAAGCCUCUGAGGAUUGUGUGGUGGGGGGAUUUGAUGUGCCACGUCAUACUAUGUUAUUUAUUAAUGCGUGGGCCAUCCAUAGGGACCCUGAGCUGUGGGAGGACCCCACAGAAUUUAGGCCAGAGAGGUUUGAAGGGUGGAGUGGUGAGGGUUCUGAAGGGUACAAGCUAAUUACGUUUGGGGCUGGAAGGCGUGGAUGUCCAGGGGCUGGGCUUGCAAACAAGUUGAUUGGAUUGGCACUCGGAAAAUUGAUUCAGUCAUUUGAGUGGGAGAGGAUUGGUGAAGAUGAUGUGGAUAUGACAGAAGGUUUGGGGCUUAACAUGCCAAGGGCCGAGCCCUUAGAGGCUAUGUGCAAACCGCGCCCAAUCAUGCUAAGCUAA